AUGGCGGCGGCGGCGGCGCAGCUGCACGGAUCGGCUGCGGCCACGGCGGCAUAUCGCCGGACUAGAGCCUACUCAGUUCCAUCCUCAUGCCGGUGGCCGCAGAGCCUUCUAGCUGGUUCCCCGAAGCUUUCGAUUUCUACAAGUGGAGUGUGUAUGAAGUCAUUUGCUUUUGCUGCUAAACUUUCAACAAAAUGUGCCAAUGAGAAUGCUCGGGUUGAAGAGUUAGAUUUGCAAUCAGACCAGAUGAAGGAAUUACAGGUGGAGGAGCAUGUUAUUCCUCGUAAGAGGAGUGCUAAAAUCCAUGACUUUUGCCUUGGGAUCCCUUUUGGUGGUCUUUUAUUCUCUAUGGGGCUUCUAGGAUACAUCUUCUCAAGAAGCACCAUAAGUCUUGUCUUGGGCAUUGCACCAGGGCUUGCCACUCUGCUACUUGGUACUCUCAGUCUAAAGUUUUGGAGGAGCGGGAGAUCCAGCUUCCUGCUUAUCUUGGCCCAAGCAGCAAUUUCUGCUUUCCUGGCAUGGAAGUACUCUCAUGCUUACUUCUUGACAAAUAGACUCCUUCCUUGGGGCUUCUACGCUUCACUAAGCACUGCAAUGGGUUGUUUCUACGCCUAUGUGCUGCUUGCGGGAGGAAAUCCCCCACCUAAGAAGUUGGCAGCCAUUCCACCGCAGUAG
Miscanthus lutarioriparius is the source of this 672-nucleotide messenger RNA. The record is from the annotation of a GenBank genome assembly. Lineage: Eukaryota; Viridiplantae; Streptophyta; Magnoliopsida; Poales; Poaceae.